GUUUUGGCGCUCGUCGAGGCGGGCGUCAUUUCAGGCCAAACAAUCCACGACGCCUAUCGUGCAGAAGCAGCAUCGGCCGAAUGGCCUCGCAGCGACUUGCCUGAGAUUGACGUCUUGGAGUCUUUGGCGGCGAAGGGCGUCCUGACGAACGAGGGCGUCCUUGACUGGAUGCAGUCGGGCGUGGUGACGGCGCAGACAGGACCCGCUGGCGGGCGUUCGUCGAAGCCUCGCCGCCGCCCGACUGAUCCGAAGGACAAGGCGCCUUGGUACAUGCGCGGCUUGAAUGCCCCCAUCUUCGUGAAGACAGACCUCCAGCCGGAGCUGGCGUUGCUUUCGCGCCAGGGCAACUGCGUCGCGCACGGCGUCGGCCACGUGAUCGGCAAGGCGCUGGAUGCCGUAGCAUAUGCGAAGAUCUUCCCUGCCGCCGCUUCGCGUGGCCGCAAAUACGUGGACGUCGCCGCUGCGCUGGGCGUUGGUUUGCAGGAGGCGCCUGGGCGGGCUUGCGUCGUCGGCGCGUCGGAGAGCGGGCAGGUGAGCGACCUUUCUCUCCCUGGCGCCUACCUAUGUCAUCAGUCUGGCAAGAGAGUGGGGCAUUGCACGGGAGUUCGCGUACAUGAUCGCUACGUUACCAUUUGGGAGAAUAAGUACAAGUUUGAAACCACGUCCAAGGUAUCGGCGCCGCCAAACAUGUUGAUUUUCAAAGUCAUCAUCGCUGACAAGGGAGCGCAUGGCCAUUGCCUGGGCCGUCGUCUGCGCGGUCUCAGGGCCGGCACGUCUCGCGGGGGGGCUCCGCACUUAUCGCAGUAUUCCAGAGAUUUGGGGGCGGUCAUAGAGGACUCGGUGAUCCCUGAAACACAGGUUGCAGAAUUCGAGGUGCCAACGCAACCGGGCGACCCCCCGACGGUUGGCGCCGAGGACACGAUGGCGGCCGAGAUAUCUGAGGGAGCUCCUCGAGACGCCGCCAUGGUCGCGGCCUUGGCGAAGCGGAUGCGCAUCGCGGGGGCCGCCACUUCCCGGGAGACGUUCAAGUCGAUGUGGUCCGACGUGACGGAGAAGUCCUCGAAGCUCGCGAACUCGUCGGCCGCCGACCCGCCUCAGUUUCACGGAGUGGUGGCUGCUACGGAGAGGCUUGCCGAUAUCGUUAACAAAAACCACGAGGAGUGGAACGACGAUGUCAAAAGGCUUGGGAUGGCAGCUCUAAUGCUGUAUCGGAGCAGGCAAUCUGAUGUCAGCCUCCUUCAGCACGGUCAGCUUCUCUGGGUGCUUCUGGGCGGGCGCGAGCUGCGGGCGCACUCAGAUCGUGCUUAUUUUUACGAUCAUUCCCUUGGACAUUUCGAGGGCUUCGACGGUCUCAUGCCGCCGACCGUGCUAGCUGCCGCUGGCAAUGCCAUGCUUACCUUGGAAGGGUUGUUCAGGUCCUUCAAGGCGCCUGUCGCGCGCAAGGACGCGGACGUACUGAAUGCGAUCGAUUCGUCCAUCAAGGAGGCCUUGGCGCAGAACAACAACGACUUGCCGAGUGCAAUGUUGACUUUCCAUGACAACUGCAUGUUCAACAAAGGCAAUAACUUGUCGAAAGCAGGGAGCGCCGCGCCUGGCAGGCAGAGCGAACCGGGCGGCGACGGCGAGGAUGCAGAGGGCGCCCUUGCAGCCCCUGCACCGGACACGAGCAAUUCGGCUGACAGCUGGUUCGUGCUAACGGCUCAGACCAUAUCCAAAGUGUCAACUAAGCUUCAGUAUGAUUUGUUGGGAAACAAGUUGGUUCCUUAUUUCAUUGAGUGGUGUUCAACUGACAUGCAGCGGGUUCCAGGAUGCGCGUGCGCUGACUGCUGCGUGUUGCACGAUCGCAGCGCUUUCGAGAACGUUUGCUUGUUGUCGUCUCGUUCACCAGAGAACAACAUAUAUCUCGGCAUCCCGACACCUCUGCUGGACCCGGUGCUUGGCGCCGCCAUGGAGCGCGUUCAGCGCGUGUAUGAGCAAACUUUUUGGUCUAUGCCCGAAUCGUUCGUCUUCGGCCAGGCAGCGCAGGCAUUGGCCAAGCGCGGUCAAAACAUCGAUCAAAUAAUUGUGUAUUGGGGGCCGGGCGGCGUCGGCCUAUCCCUCUACACUUCGCACUUGCACGCGAUGCACGGCGAUAAGAACCACAAGUUCUUUGAUCCGAAUAUAUUUUUCCAGGACGAGGAGAUGCGGAAGGAGCGGCCCUCGGGGCAGAGGAGUAGCAUGCGCCAGGACUUACUCAAGAAGUUCGCCACGGCCGACACCAUCGCGGGGAGACUGCCGUACUCCAUCUUGACGAAGAUGUACAGGAUCAUCGGGUGGAAGCGCAUGGAGGUAAACCAGUUCUUCACUUUCGACAACGUCAACGAGCGCAACCUGGAGUCUAUUGUGCGCCGCAUCGCCAUCAUCAAGAUGCAGUCGCGGUUCUUUGACAAGCUCUACGUUGAUAAGAUUAUUCUCGCCGACCCGAGCAGAUACGGCAUCUUCGCGCGCGAUCCCGACGCCAAGGACUUCAUGAUUAGCGGGGCCGCAGUUGCGGCAGGCCAUAAGAUUCAGUACGCGUUCGAGGUGGAGAACGGGCCCGACGCGUGCAGAGACAUUUUGGUGAACUACACGAAGUGCGGCGGUGACCAUGGAGUAACCGAGAAAUACGUCAGGAUCGCUUGUCAUAUCAAGGCGGCCGACGCUGCGGAAUCAGCGGCGAGCGCUGUCGCCGAGGGCUUGGUUGACCCGCCGUCCCAGGACGGCCAUUUGCCGAGUUCGCCGAUAGUCCUUCUCAGCAACCAUUUGGUGAAGGAGCUGCAGCGGAAAGGAUUGAACUACUUGACUUACAGCGUGUUCCGAGCGUCUGCAACACCUCCCGGCGCUAGGCUGAAGGGUAACAAAGAAGAACAAUGGGAGUCGUUGAAAGGCAGCGACUUGUGGAUCGACGUCGGUUCCAAGGGCAAGGCGGAAGAUCGUCUGAGUCCGCGCGUCAAGACUCAGAGAGACGCUUCGAUUCUUUGUUCACGGCGGCCGCCAUGCUGCGAUGCGAUAUACCCGGAGCAUUGCGGCGCAUCGGCGCUGGAGGCGGCGCGGUGUACAUCCAGAUUGGCCAACGAGAAGACUUUGGCAGGCGCGUUUAACGCGCUCGCAUCGGCGAUUGCUCCUGCGCGGGGGCGGCCAGCGAAGGGCGUCCUCGAGAGGAUCGAGAGUUUGGAUGAGAGGGCGCAGCAGAUUUUGUCAAUGACAGAGACGUCGCAGCGGCUGCUUGACCGGAGUAAGAGGUCGGCCGACCUCGAGGUUAAGAGAAGGAAGUUGGCCUCGAAGCAGCCGAGCGUUGAGAAGUCUCCAACCCGCCAUACUGGAAGGAAAGAAACAGUCCCGCUUGACAGCUUCAAGAGCUACAGGCGCGCAGUGGAGUGGCCGUCUCGGCAGUACGUCAACGAGGAGCUCUCGGCGCAGGCCAUGGACCAACGAUUACAGCACGUGUUUUUUUCGAGCACUUUCGAUUUGGAUUUCGUGAACUGCGUUUUUUGUUUAUUGGCGCAGAUCAUUGAAAAGUUGGGGAUCAUUGGCGCUCAGCUGUUCGCGGACGAGAUUGCUGCGCUACAGCGCGUUCGCGCAGAUCGAGAGGGCGUCUGCAAGUUGGAGUCUGAAAGCCGUCCGCGCUUCCUCGCUCGUCUCGAUGCGGUUUCCUUGGCCUGGUGCGGCUUGGGGAAAUAG
This is a messenger RNA of Prorocentrum cordatum, 3699 nucleotides long. NCBI's taxonomy places the organism in Eukaryota, Dinophyceae, Prorocentrales, Prorocentraceae. The record is from the annotation of a GenBank genome assembly.